AUGUCUUCUUCAAAAAGUAAUGUUGUUGUAAGUGGAUCAACAAAAAAUGACCGUAAUUAUAAUUACAUUUGUGGAAUGAGAUAUAAACAUUUACCACCAAUAUCAGGAGGCAGACGUAGUUUAUAUAAUUUACCAUAUACGCUCAUUUCAGAAAUAGACACUUUAGCUAUUGAAAAUGAAAGAACAUCAAAUGUAUACAAUUCAAAUAGAUUACCAUCUUUGACAGAUAUGCAUAUGGGCAUGUCAAUAGAUGAUGAAACAAUCCCACGUAUUUGGACAAAUGACUGGAGUCAACUUAAUCCUAAAGGUGUUAGUGUUGGUAUUGGCAUUGGCGGCAUCGGUGGUAGUUCGCAACGUGAAAUGCAUCAUAAAGAUAAAGAGUUAAUGGCACCUGCCAAACCUUCAGAAGGUAGUGGUACUAAUAGUAAUAAAUCGGAAAUUUUAAUUAGGUAUCCUGAAGAACCUAAAAAAUGGUUACGCAGACAACAACUUUUAGCUGGUGAUGAAAAUUUGUACAGAGGAGCUGCACCUAGUAGAAUGGAAAGUCGGUUGGCAACAGAUAAAGUGGAUAAUGAUAUUUUACAUCAGACACAUGAAGAGCAAAUAGAAGCGAUAGAAGAAUCAUUUAGUGUAGUCAACGAUCCAAACUGGACAAAAAAUCUUAAACAUCCACAAAAUCCAGAUCUUAAACCAGUUGAAAUACUACCAGUUUUUCCAGAAUUUGAAAUUGUCAAUGGAAGUCUGUUGGCCGAAAUUAAUUUUGAUGGUGAAAUACGUGAUCCAAAUGAUUCAUCGGACGAGGAGAAAGAUGAUUUUGAUUAUCGAGUAACAAAAUCUUUGUUGAUUCCAAUGUCAACGGAUCAAGAAAAAUUCUUGAUGAUGUAUGUGCCAAAUAGUGAUUCGGCGAAAAGAAAAGAUACAAAAAGAAAAUUCGAUGAAUUGGAUGAUUAUGAAAUGUUUCAGUAUCGAUGGCUUAGGGAUUAUGCAUUCUCAAAUACACCAUUGGGUGUGAACGAUGAACCAAAUGAACAAAUUUGGUUGGAAAGAAAAAUUAAAAAUGGUGAAAAAGAGGAGGUACAAAUUAACACGGCACCGGUUCGAUUCAGAAGUGAAUUGAAGCGUAGAUGUCUUGAAAAAAAUGAAUUGGGUAGAAGACCUGAAUUCUAUGGAAGAACAAAAAAACAUUUUUAA
Entrophospora sp. SA101 is the source of this 1191-nucleotide messenger RNA. NCBI's taxonomy places the organism in Eukaryota, Fungi, Glomeromycota, Glomeromycetes, Entrophosporales, Entrophosporaceae. The record is from the annotation of a GenBank genome assembly.